AUGAAGCCCAACUUCUCCCUGCGACUGAGGGUCUUUAACCUUAACUGCUGGGACAUUCCCUACUGGAGCAAGCACCGGGUAGACCGCCUGAAGCGCUUGGGAGACUUUCUGAACGUUGAGAGCUUUGACCUGGCUCUACUGGAGGAGGUGUGGAGUGAAGAUGAUUUCGAGUCCCUGAGACAGAAGUUGUUGCCCACCUACCCAGCGGCACACUACUUCAGGAGCGGACUCAUUGGCAGUGGGCUUUGCGUCUUCUCCAAACACCCAAUCCAGGAACUUGCCCAGCAUGUCUACACCCUCAAUGGCUACCCCUACAUGAUCCAUCAUGGCGACUGGUUCUGUGGGAAGGCCGUGGGGCUGCUAGUGCUUCAUCUAAGCAGACUGGUGUUCAAUGCCUACGUGACACAUCUCCAUGCAGAAUACAGUCGGCAGAAGGACAUCUAUCUAGCACAUCGCGUGGCCCAAGCUUGGGAGCUGGCCCAGUUCAUCCACCACACAUCCAAGAGGGCGGACGUGGUUCUCUUGUGUGGGGACCUCAACUUGCACCCAAAAGACCUGGGCUUUCGCCUCCUGAAGGAGUGGACAGGGUUGCAGGAUGCCUACAUUGAGACCCAGGACUUCAAGGGCUGUGCUGAAGGCUGUACAAUGGUGCCCCAGAAUUGCUACGUCAACCAGCAGGAGCUGGAGCCAUUUCCCUCUGGCAUCCGCAUUGACUAUGUGCUUUACAAGGCGGUUUCUGGGGUCUACAUUUCCUGUAAGACCCUCAAAACUACUACAGGCUCUGACCCUCACAGUGGCACCCCCUUCUCAGAUCAUGAGGCUCUGAUGGCAACUCUGUGUGUGAGGCACAGCCCUCCCCAACCCAGCCCCAGCCCAACCCCUGGACCAGCAGAGAUGUCACCAUUGAUCACUGUGCUAAAGGAGACCUGGACGGAGCUGGGUCUGGGCAUAGCUCAAGCUCACUGGUGGGCUGCCCUUGCCAGUUGCAUGAUUGGUCUGGGGCUGCUACUCCUGGUAGUGGUGUGUACACUGGUGGUGGGGGGAGAGGCCAGGGAAGUUACCUUGCUGCUCUUGAGCCCCAUUGUGGGACUGGUGCUGGGGGCAGGUGCAGUCUACCUCUUCCACAUACAAGAGGUCAAAAACUUAUGUAAGGCCCGAUCUGAGCUCCAGCAUGUGCUGGGGAGGGCCAGGGAAGCCCGGGACCUGGGUUCAGUGCCUCAGCCAGCCCACCUGCUGGGGCAGCAGGAGGAAGACAGAGCUGAACAGCAAUAA
This is a messenger RNA of Orycteropus afer afer, 1272 nucleotides long. RefSeq names its product sphingomyelin phosphodiesterase 2 (gene SMPD2). The coding region runs from base 1 to 1272 and encodes 423 amino acids. Gene Ontology annotation, cellular component: cytoplasm. Lineage: Eukaryota; Metazoa; Chordata; Mammalia; Tubulidentata; Orycteropodidae. Gene Ontology annotation, molecular function: sphingomyelin phosphodiesterase activity. The transcript has 10 exons. The record is from RefSeq and is a predicted model, not a curated record.